This is a messenger RNA of Sorghum bicolor (sorghum), 1111 nucleotides long. RefSeq lists its product as uncharacterized. Bases 88 to 741 code for a protein of 217 amino acids. The transcript has a single exon. NCBI's taxonomy places the organism in Eukaryota, Viridiplantae, Streptophyta, Magnoliopsida, Poales, Poaceae. The record is from RefSeq and is a predicted model, not a curated record.
CCCUCCGACCCGUCCGCCCAGGAGCGCCAUUCGCACACCUGCUGUCCGUGGCUCUGCUGCCUGCGCUGCGCGCGCGAUCGACCCGAAAUGGGGAACCUGGUGUCGGGUGCCGCGGCGGCGAGCGGCGGCGGGAAGGUGGUGAUGGCGGACGGGAGCGUGCGGGCGCUCAGCGAGCCGGUGUCCGUGGCGGAGCUCAUGAUGGACCACCCGCGCCACUUCGUCGUCGACGCGCGCGUGCUCAAGGAGCUGGGCCGCCGCCGGGAGCACCACCACCACAAGCAGCAGCAGCAGCAGGGCGGCGGGGCCAAGGUCGCGCCGCUGCCGGCGGACCACGUGCUGGGCGCCGGCGGGGUGUACGUCCUGCUGCCGGCCACGCGGGGCAAGGUGUCGGCCGACGAGGCGCGGCGCGCGCUGUCGGCGGCGAGGUCCCUGGCUCGGUCCAGGUCGAUGCCCGGCCUCAGGCGGAAGCUGUCGUCGUCGUCGUCGUCCCAGAAGGGCCGCCGGGCGGAGGCCGCUGAUGACGCCGAAGAGCCGGCGCAGCGAGGGGCGACGGCGGAGUCCCCUGAGCCGGACGAGGACGAGGCGGAGGCGCAGGCGGCGAGGCCGGCGGACGGGUUCGAGGAGCACCGGCCGGAGUUCCUGAGCCGGGAGCUGUCCAGCAGGGGGUGGAAGCCCAGCCUGCGGACCAUCGAGGAGCGCGUCCUGCCCAAGAAGACGCCCCAUUGGCUCUCCCUCUUCUGACAAGCAAGCUCCCUUCCCUCCUCUGAUCCAUGAGCCGAUGCGAUCGGCCAGUAGGUGUUCUCAUCAGCUCCUCUGAACUCUGAUGAUCCAUCUGAUCCUCUUCGUUUUCUCUCUUCUUUUCGUUUCAUUUCCUUUCUCUGUCCCAAUGAAUGCCUGUUGUGAUCAUGUACCCUGUCAAAACGCAUGUACGAUGGCAUGAUGCGACCUCCAUGUGAUAUAAGCUGAAAUAGCGCAACCGAAAUUUGCCGUGUAAUUAUUCUACUUUAAAUACUGUAGGAUUAGAACAGAUAUUUGAUAUUAGACCGUUUCGUCAUAUAAGUAUAUGUAUAAAGUGGAAAGGCCUCCAAAUGAGUUUUCAUGUUGCAGCUGA